Aphanomyces astaci is the source of this 1932-nucleotide messenger RNA. RefSeq lists its product as hypothetical. The record is from RefSeq and is a predicted model, not a curated record. The transcript has a single exon. The coding region runs from base 13 to 1809 and encodes 598 amino acids. Lineage: Eukaryota; Oomycota; Saprolegniomycetes; Saprolegniales; Verrucalvaceae.
UCAUUGUCAAACAUGACUGUCAAAGGCCACCAACCAACUGAACCACCGCCACCGCCGCCGCCUCCUUCCAAAGAUACAUCCACUUCUGUCAUGUUCACCACAGGCAAAACCUUUGGGUCGCCCUAUGUCCUCGAAAGCAGCUCGGUGCGCGGCAGCAGCGACUACGACAUGUACGACAAGCUCGACGACGCGGACGGGGCAUUGCAGCCUGGCGGGGCGUUCUCAAUCUUCAGUCGCGAGUCGGUGGGGCUGCUGUGCCAGUACGCCGCCGUGGGUAUCCUCUCUGGCAUGCUUCCAUCGUUGGCAUAUCCCAUCUUCACCACAUACUUGCGCAUGGAAGGGUACCAGAUUGCAUCGUACGUGCCGCUCAUCAACUUGGCAUGGAGCCUCAAGGUGUUUGCCGGGAUCGCGUCCGACUGUUUUCCCAUCUUUGGGUACAAGCGCAAGUCGUACGUGAUCAUUGGAUGGGUCGUGUGCUUUGUCUGUUGUGCCGUGAUGGCGCUAACUCCAUUUCCGGCCCCCCGAUAUGCCAACGCUCUACGGGGCCGCCCACUCAACAACCUCACCGCCAAGGAGAAGCAGCUGUUCGUUAACAUGGACUCGGCGGUCGCGGGGUACCAGUUUGUGCUGUGGUCGAUGGGCGCAACGAUGGGGUUUGUCCUGGCCGUUGUGGCCGCUGACGCCGUCAUGGUGGAGCAUGCCCAGCGUGAGCCGCUGCACAUGCGCGGACGCAUCCAGACCAUGAUUUACGUCGUCCGCGAGCUUUUCCGCAUUAUCCCGAACGUAAUCAUCGGGGUCGGCCUCAGCGACUUUCAAUAUGGCGGCACGUUCGACUUUUCCAUUGCGCCUAACGUGAUUUACUGGAUCUUGACCGUGACCAGCGUGCUGGCAAUUGGGGCUAGUGUAGGGCUGCUCGUGGAAAAGCCGACCCCGGCCGUGCCGUUUCGCCAGUACAUGCAAAGUCUAUGGGAGCUCCUCCAGCUCCGCGUCAUGUGGCAGAUCUGUGCGUUCAGAGCGCUCAACUUUAUGGCACUGCAGUUCGACGCGACGCCCCGCCCGAUCGUCGCCCGUGAAUGGGUCAAGGUGACCCCCAUAAACAACGCCAUGUACACGAUUGGAGGGGUCACACUCAACAUGCUCACGUACUUUUACUGCGGGCGGUACGGUCUCGGGUGGAAUUGGCGCACGGCCAUCACAGUCGCGACCGUCGUGGCGGUGGUUCUCGAUGCUGCGAUCAUGCUUCCUGCGAUAUGGGGCGUGGCAGGUGCUCGCCACGAACACUUGUAUUUGUUUGUGAAUUUGGUCAACUAUGUGCCGAAAGCAGUGCAGUUUAUUGUAUCUGCGUACAGCACCGUGGAACUGGCGGACAUGGGCAACGAAGGCGCUGUCCACGGGCUCAUCACGACGAUUGCCAACGUGGCGUGGCCGGUGGCUGCGAUGCUGUACAAAACCAUCAACGGGGCAUUCAACACGACGUCUGCGACGAUGAAAACCGAUUCGUCGUUUGCGAGAUGGGAAGUCACGUACUGCUUUAUCAUUGCGUUUGCCGUCAAGAUCGGAUCACUGGCGUUCCUGGUACUUCUCCCCAAACAAAAGGCCCACUUGCAAGUACUCAAGCGCCGCGGCCGCAAAGACUGGAUCGCCGGCAUCCUCACGAUUGUCAUCUUUACGUUCUUCCUCGUCUACCAGUUCAUCACGAACGCCAUGAGUCUGUUUCCGGCCACGUUUUGCUGGCGCAUUGCCGGCGGACAAGGAAUCCCCGUGGGAUAUGAAACCUGCACCACCAAAAAAGUCGUCGUGGCAAUCUAAUUAUAGUUGUAGGUGCAGUAAGUCGAUCGUUCAUAUGUGUAAGUUUCGUGUCCAAAUGUGUUUCCUCCAUAACACAGUUAAUAAUGCUUCUAACGUAAAAAACCAAUAUUUAUAUGGCCCGAA